AUGCCGUCAUCACAGCGAAGACGCCUCGCCAGGGCGGCAAAGCAAGCCAAGCAAAAGCCCGCUGUCACUGUCAUACCCGCCGCAUCGAGCUCAGCAUACGAAAUCAUCGGUGGCAUUGAGUCAGAACGUUUAGAGAUCCCGGCUUGUUGCGCUCGAGCUUCAUCCUCCGACACGUCCCAUAGCAUUAUCAGUGCCACAGCUUUGGAUCUCACUAUUGUCCCCAAGGCUCUCACCCAACAACUAGAAGCGACGAAUCAUAUCUCCAGAACAAUUGAGGGCUACAAAUCUAAUUCGCAGAUUGAUGAGUGCGCAGCGCCAUCAACGGCCCUCCACACCUUGAUAGGCUUUAAUUCCACUUUCAGCUUCGAGAAAACCCUUGAAUACACGUCGCCUGUGAAAGCCAAACACCAAAGGCGCUGGAACGAGCCGAAAAUCACAUCAUACCGUAGGAUUGGGGCUAUCUUCGAGGGGACUGGUCAACGAGCGUUACCGGUUGCACGCUAUACCUCUGCCGGUGGAGUAUCAACUUCUCAAGAUGCUCCCUCCAUCUUUGACUACCUUGCUCUCUCAUGCGUCAAAGAUCAGAAGCCUGCCCCGAUCUCCUCGAUAGAGUUGUCAACACCGAAUGAGGAGUUGGCUUUGCAUCAGGACGCCCCAGUGUUGGUACCCAUUGCAUUUGGGCCAGCGUCUCUUACCCCAACUUCCCCAACCCCUACUUCAUCUGGCUUGGAGGAAAAUCUCCUCCUUCGUGUCGUUCUGGAUGAGCCGAAAGGUUUGUUUUCUGCAAAGGUUGCCUCAUGGGCUCAUUGUGAGUUGGUCCGACUCUACCAAGCCCAGACAGCGCAACUGCACUCAGAGUCUACAUAUAGUGCACAUGCGCCUGCCGGAGAUUUCCUGCAACACGAGCCAACGAUAUCCGAGGCCUUGGUAGAGACUGUUAUAUUCAGUUUAUGUGGUACUGAUGCAGAGGUUUCGGAUAUCGCUAGCGGUCAAGCCAUGGUGCUCUAUCAGACCCCAUACCGGCCUGCAUAUGAAUCUUCGUACGAGCUGCGUAAUGAUUCUUUCGACGGACGCUCCAAAUCACCAUCACUCAUCAGCGAUAUUGAUGAUGAUAACUCAUGGAGCCCACACAACACGGGGCGUGUAUUCCUCUCCUCCCUCAACGGCGAGUUGUUUGUUGUAAACCCCAAUCAGCUUUUAUACAAGGUUAAGAUCAUCGAUGAAACGGCCUCAGACUUCGAUUCUAUCGCCUCCCCCAUCAAAGCGGACCGGAAUAAUAUCAAAGGGGCUAUCGAAUUAGAUGGAUCGGAGCUCCAUUGUGAGAAUGACCGUUUGUCUGACGAAGACACAGCGAGCGAUUUUGACGUACCGGAGCUUGAGGGCAAUGAUUCAUCCCUUGUACUCAAACCAUUUGGAAUCAUUCAAGAGGUUUCAUUCGAGCACACGAAACUUCUACCUCGUCACGAAGAGUACGAAGAGGGGCCACAAGAGGUUCUCUUCGAAGGAAAAGACACUAAAUUUGGCACCCUCAGUGAAAUAGAGAAGACCAAACUUGGGCAGCGCAGUGCAGAGGUGAAAGAAUCGGACUAUAAAUCGACGGACGAAGACCUUUUUGGGAACUCUGAAGAGGCCGAGGACGCAUGUCACGCCACUACAACCGUCCAACCCACUAAUGUUGCGGAAGAGAGUUCAUCAACCGCUGCAACUGAUUGGGUUUGUGAGCUCGCGCAUACGAUGCUAGGUACCGAGUCGUUGUUCACAUUCUUGGGCGAGCUACAUGUCGAGAGCAACGGAAAUGCGACGAAAACAGCUGUGGCAACCGCCUUCCUCCAGCUUGUCGACUAUGAGCGCCACAAGCUUGGAGGGGCUUUGCUGCCUCGCUCAUGCCCUACCGCGACGAUCCUAGGCAGUCGCAUACUGCCGCACACUACGGUCCUCGGGUCUACAACUCUUGCUACAUUCCUCUCUGAGCUUGACUUCGACCUCAACGAAGAAACCUCUGCCGUCGGAAUUUAUAAGGCGUUCAAGGGGCUAAGAAGGGCGGAGCUGCGCGCUCAUGAGGUGGUCACCACGGGUGUCAUGGGCGAACUUGGUCGUGCACUUGGAAAACUGACUUGAGCUGCGUCAGUUUGGUGCAUGAAGAGUGGGGGACUAGCACCGUGAAACCUGAGAAUAGCCUCCGAGAUGUGGGAUCGAUAGAGGGGAGGUAUAUUGCUGACAGCCGUUGUUACUUCAAUUGUUUAUAUUUUGGAUCUAGCCAAAGGCUCAGGAUGGUAAUUUGGCCGCUCCAGGCGGUACUUAGAUAGUCAAUAACUGUACAUUCCAGUCUCGAUACAUUUCGACACUUGCAUAUGCCUGAUACAUCCCAAAUCAUGGGCAAAUUAAGUCGUGUAUCGGUCCAUCUGAAGUAUGCAUCCACUCCAGGAAGUCCUAGAUUCGACAUGAUAGAUAGAAGGAGGAUGCCGGAUAGUUUACACGUUACCCCUCACAUAAUGCAGUUAGAGACCUUCGAUAGCAAUAUGUGCGCUUACUUUAGAGCGCUGAAGGUAUCCUAGCUUGUGCCACAUGUUGGAGGUCUUGUCGACACAGAG
Messenger RNA from Cucurbitaria berberidis CBS 394.84, 2591 nucleotides. RefSeq lists its product as uncharacterized. The transcript has a single exon. NCBI's taxonomy places the organism in Eukaryota, Fungi, Ascomycota, Dothideomycetes, Pleosporales, Cucurbitariaceae. The coding region runs from base 1 to 2118 and encodes 705 amino acids. The record is from RefSeq and is a predicted model, not a curated record.